CAAAUAUUUAACAACCAGGUCACUGCCUCCAAAAAGCAUACGAAAAAGGAGAAAUGGCAGCAAUGGUAGCACGAGUAACUCUGGAUCACAUUGCCAGACAAUCCAACGACAUUAGGCGCCUCGCCGAUUUCUACAUAGAGACAUUUGGAUUCGAGGAGGUAGAGAGCCCAAAGAUUGGGCCACUCAAGGUAAUAUGGCUGAGUUUACCCUCAGGUUUUACUAUACACCUUAUUGAGUCCAACCCAAGUUACCCACCUAACCAGAGGAACGACACAUCACCGGGAGCCGACCCAGCCCGUAUUCCCAGAGGCCACCAUAUGUGCUUCUGUGUCUCCAAUUUCGAAACCUUUGUGCAAACACUCAAGGAAAAAGGAAUUCAGAUUGCUCAUAGGCCAGUUCAAUUUAAUCCAAAUGGCAGUAAGAAGAUCGACCAGGUCUUUUUCUUUGAUCCAGAUGGGAGAAAGUUUUUGCUGCCACAUGGGAAAGAUGAGUCUUGUUAGAUUCCUACGUGCUUUAUUGUGCAGGCAACGCUUUGGAAGUUUCUGACUCCACGGCACUACAAUGGAAUGCUCGAAAUGGCAAUGCAGAUUGAUGUGAAGCAGACAUUCAAUACAUUUUCAUAACAAUAAUCUGCAUCCCUUCAUUUAUGCAGUUGUAGUAACUCGGGUGUCGUUUAUAUAUAUCUAUGAUCAUUCUUGUCUGCUUUCGUAUUCAUCAUAGACAUAAGAUGUAAGUUCUUAUAUUGAACUUAGUCAUGUUUCUCUCGUAUUAUAGUGGCUACGAAUUAUAUAUAAACUUAUGGUAGAGAAGAGACCACUGUCUUUCUCUACUGUGUUGUACUGCAAGUCUUAUUGCUUGAAUGCAUGUUAUGCUAUA
Rosa rugosa (rugosa rose) is the source of this 876-nucleotide messenger RNA. RefSeq names its product glyoxylase I 4-like. The transcript is spliced from 4 exons. The record is from RefSeq and is a predicted model, not a curated record. Bases 54 to 500 code for a protein of 148 amino acids. Lineage: Eukaryota; Viridiplantae; Streptophyta; Magnoliopsida; Rosales; Rosaceae.